UGUUAUUCCGACGUCUGUCGUGCAGCGUGAUGUCUGCUCGUUGCAUAGCUGUUCCAACCGGCACGCUCACUGCGUUCUUUUAAAUACAACGUAAAUAACGUUUCUCGGUGUUCUGUCCUAACGCAGGCCGUCAAUUCACUCGUCGCGAUGGCACUCUUCAGGCCAGCAUGGCGAUUCGCAUUCCAACGACUCGUCCGCAAUGCCUCAAACCGGAACGUCGGUGAACUGCAAGCGAUACCGGCGAGACCACUGAGCAGCGAUUCCGACACUCCGUCUACGUACACGAGCAACCCGUUCUACAGCAAGUACGCGGACAAGAUUCGAGAACUCGAACGGCGAGAUCCCGAUGCGCUCAAAAGACGUCGCCAGCAGGACGAGGCGGCGUCGACGUCUCAGAAGAAGACUACGAACGCGACGGAUUCCGAGGAUAGCGGUGUUGGUAACGCAACUGUCCGGGAGGAAAAGUCGCUACAACCGGAGCCGACCUACGUGAGACCUUCCAAGUUCGACGCUGAGGCGAUACGGGAACUACGUUCGCGAUGCAACUCAAUCUCCGAGCUCACGGAGGCCUGGAAACAACUGCAUGCCGGCAGAGACGCAGUCUGCGCUGUGAUCCCUAGUUCUACGUACGAAACGAUACGGGAACGGGCUAAGGACUAUCCCGUGUUCCUCUACCCUCUCCCCAGGAAAGCCGGAGGCUACGAGUUCGUUCUCUCCCAGUUCUUGGGUGACCAGUGCCACAUGACUCCUCUGGCCAGCUACCAGAGGCACGGCAGCGAAGCACCGGCCUGUCUCGCGCUUAGCUACUUGACUCAGCUCGCCUCUAAGGAUGACUUGUCGGUGGUUCUGAUGAGCGGCGAAUACGACGCCAAGGUUAUCGGUCCCACGGAAGCGCAGUGUUUGGUCAAUCAGUUGCAACUCUACUACGGUGGAAACGAGCUCAAAAAGAAGCUUCUCCUGUGGAACUUCAACCGCGAGUCGCGCUCCUUCAACCACGAGGCCCUCAUCCGGGAGUUCGAGUCGUCGGUGACGCAGGAACAGGAAGGUUCCUCUGUGAGGCAGCGUUGAAAG
This is a messenger RNA of Rhipicephalus sanguineus (brown dog tick), 1071 nucleotides long. Its product is annotated as ATP synthase mitochondrial F1 complex assembly factor 1. Gene Ontology annotation, biological process: mitochondrial proton-transporting ATP synthase complex assembly. Gene Ontology annotation, cellular component: mitochondrion. The transcript has a single exon. The record is from RefSeq and is a predicted model, not a curated record. Lineage: Eukaryota; Metazoa; Arthropoda; Arachnida; Ixodida; Ixodidae. Bases 148 to 1068 code for a protein of 306 amino acids.